Amaranthus tricolor (Joseph's coat) is the source of this 1654-nucleotide messenger RNA. RefSeq names its product inner membrane protein PPF-1, chloroplastic. The transcript is spliced from 11 exons. Lineage: Eukaryota; Viridiplantae; Streptophyta; Magnoliopsida; Caryophyllales; Amaranthaceae. Gene Ontology annotation, biological process: protein insertion into membrane; thylakoid membrane organization; protein localization to chloroplast. Bases 106 to 1428 code for a protein of 440 amino acids. Gene Ontology annotation, cellular component: chloroplast thylakoid membrane. The record is from RefSeq and is a predicted model, not a curated record. Gene Ontology annotation, molecular function: membrane insertase activity.
CGAAAAUAAAACUACAUAAUCACUUCAUCUAUCUCCUCCAUACACUGAACUCAGGUUCAAGCACCUCUCUUAUGACCCUUUGAAUCCUUCAAUCUCUCUCCUUCAAUGGCGAAAACCCUGAUUUCUUCUUCGCCAUUCAUCGGAACUUUACCUCCAUCCAAAUUUUUACGCCAUGGCCUUUAUUCUCUCCCCAAUCGAAGCAAAAUUCUUAGUACUUCUGUCAAAUUUAGCUUCCAGGAAAUUCCUCCGAUUUCUUCGAUUGGCAGUUCAAUUGAUUUGAACGCAUUUUUUAGUAAAGCUGAAGGUAUUGUAUAUACUCUCGCUGACGCCGCUGUUUCAGCUUCUCCUGACGCUUCUGGUGCUUCGGUUCAAAAAAGUGGUGGCUGGUUCGGGUUUAUUUCCGACGCAAUGGAAGUCGUAUUGAAGGUUAUGAAAGACGGGCUUUCAGCUUUACAUGUUCCAUAUUCAUAUGGUUUUGCAAUCAUUUUACUCACUGUCGUCGUCAAGAUUGCAACUUUUCCUUUGACAAAGCAACAGGUUGAAUCAACACUGGCUAUGCAAAAUCUCCAACCAAAGAUAAAAGCCAUUCAAGAAAGAUAUAAAGGGAAUCAGGAAAGGAUACAACUCGAGACAUCACGCCUUUACAAGCAAGCUGGUGUUAAUCCAUUGGCAGGGUGCUUUCCCACUUUGGCAACAAUACCUGUCUGGAUAGGAUUGUAUCAAGCUCUUUCAAAUGUAGCUAACGAGGGAUUGCUGACAGAAGGAUUUUUCUGGAUUCCUUCGUUGGGGGGGCCAACUACAAUUGCUGCACGUCAAAGUGGUGCCGGCAUCUCCUGGCUCUUUCCUUUUGUGGAUGGUCAUCCACCCCUUGGCUGGGGCGAUACUGCAGCUUACCUUGUUCUGCCUGUCCUGCUAGUUGCCUCACAAUAUAUUUCAAUGGAGCUUAUGAAGCCUCCUGAAACUGAUCCAUCUCAGAAGAAUUCACUUCUCGUCCUGAAGUUCCUUCCUCUCAUGAUUGGUUAUUUUUCAUUAUCCGUUCCAUCCGGAUUAUCCAUCUACUGGUUUACAAAUAAUGUUCUGAGUACUGCACAGCAGGUAUGGCUACGCAAAUUAGGUGGCGCAAAGCCUGUUGUAAAUGAGAAUGCCAGUGGCAUUAUUAGUGCUGGAAAGGCAAAACGUUCAGCAUCUCAACCUGCUCAGAUUGACGAUAGGCUAAGACCAUCUAAAGAAGAAGCAAGACGUAAACAAAUAAGCAAAGCACUGCCAGAUGAUCAGGCAUCUGUAUCUGAUACUGAAACUGGGUCUGAUGAUGAAUCUAAAGAAACGGAUAAAUUAGAAGAGGCAUAUGUAUCUAGUGACAGCAAACAGCUUCCCAAGUAUUCUACUCCAAAGAAGAGCAAGCGAUCAAAGCGGAAGCGUGUGGUUUGAUUGCAUUGAGUUGUAUGUAAUUUAUAUUCAGUUUUGUACAUCUCAUGAAAUCAUAUCAUAGUCAGGGUCAUAGCAGCCAUUCGAUGUCUUAUUUGUUUCAACCUCUGAUGUUGUGAAGCUGCGCAUUUGUCACUGCCCUUUCCAUGUAAUUUGGGCUGACCACAUUUUUGUAACAAAUAAUUUGGUACGAUAUGAAAUUAGAAUUAAAAGCAACAACAUCCUCAUA